Parus major (Great Tit) is the source of this 9113-nucleotide messenger RNA. It is a transcript of the gene CEP162, whose product is annotated as centrosomal protein 162. The record is from RefSeq and is a predicted model, not a curated record. Gene Ontology annotation, biological process: cilium assembly. The transcript is spliced from 25 exons. Gene Ontology annotation, cellular component: centrosome; centriole; axonemal microtubule. Bases 3323 to 7582 code for a protein of 1419 amino acids. Lineage: Eukaryota; Metazoa; Chordata; Aves; Passeriformes; Paridae.
CAAUGUUUUGGCCACAGGGGGUCAGGCUAGUUCUUCCUCAUACUGCGUGUUAGGCCUGGUUUCAGAUUAAGCUGAUGCCACUCAAGUGUUUUGGAAUGUUACAGUGCAAGUUUGUAAAGCAUAAAAGUCAAAUAGAAUUUAUUUUUUUUUAAUGUUUCAUAUUCAAGCUCUGUGCAAGCUGUCUGCUGGAUUUUUUUUCUGUAGCUUUUGAGUUAAUAAAACUUGUAAAAAAUGAGCACAUUAUAAAUAGUAAAAUAAUUAGAAAAUAUAACUUAUGAACUCUGCAGAAAUAGUGGUAUAUGUGUUUUGUAGCCAACCUGUUCUUUAUACUGAGUUUUUAUAGCUUUCUGUUUUCAAAACUGUUGUGGAAAAAUAACAAUUUGUACAAACGUAUGCUGACUGCAACAUUUGUAGUAGGUUGGAAAAGCACAGAAAAACUUUUCAACACCAGCUGAAUCCAAGAUGUAUUUCUUCAGUAUUCUCAACAUUUCCUUUGCCAAGAACCCUGGCUCAAGGCAAAAUUGGCUGUGAUGACAUGGUUGCUGGUUCAGAAUUGACACGGCCGCAUAGUUCUGGAAGAAAAUAUAUAAUCAAUUUGCAGGCUUUCCACCUCUGUUUUUUUAAUUUCUACAUUGUCUUCUUGUUGGGUAGUAAAGCCUAUGAGUAGUGAGCUUCCACAGGGUGAUUGCCUCCUCUCUUCUUGCAGUAACUAGUGGUAUCUUAAUUUUUGUAUUAAUUGCAAGUGGAUCUUACCAGAAAGUUACAAAAUCAAUUUUUCAUCUGACAGAGUUAAAAUACUCCUGGUAGUCUCAGAUUUUAAGACUAGCUGUAUCCUGUCAGUGUUGUCUUAAGUGAGGAGUCAAACCCUAAUCAGCAGUUGUACCAUUUAGGCUUUAUCCUAAUAGGUGGUAGCUGGACUUAUUUGUCUGUGGCCUUUUAAGAUGUUGAUGUAAAACUCAGAUGGAUAUGAGAAAGUUCUUAUCAGGUAGUUGUGAGAUCCGAUGAUUUCCUUACUUUCAAAUAAUGUAAGGAUGGAGUGUUCUUGCUGUGCAAUGUCAGAAUUAAGAGGUUAACAUGACCUCAUUAUUCUUCAUACUAUCAUAGAAAAUUUUCUGGUGACUUUAGAAGUUCAGCAUGCUUCCAUGGUUUUUCUGAGAUGCUUGAGGCAGCCCAACUUUGAUGCUUCUUAUGGUAGAAAAUACAAUGGAAUAGAUUCCUAAAGGGCAGAGUGAUUACAAGUUUUAUAGAACAGAGCUUGUGUGGUUUAAGUAAAUUUCAAAACAGAAUCAUAAGAAACAAUGUGAUUAUAUCAAGGUGUUCCAUCUAAACUAUUUCCACCAUUGUAAUUUUUAAAAUUAAGAAUAUCUUCUCAGCUGUGCAUGUUAACUAAAGUUAAAGCUAUUAGAACUGAAACAAACUAGAUCUACAAUUUACUGAUGUAUGAAAUAUAUCAUAAAUUUUUCAAGGUCUCUCUUCAGAAAAUAUUCUCAUUUAACAGAAAGGCAUUCAGAAGGUGGCCCUACCCAGUUCUUCCAGUAUGGAAUCAAUUUACAUGCAAAAGAAGCUAGCCUAUUCAUGUUCAUGCUGUUGAUGAGGGGCUGGUUUUAUUUUUUUUGGAGAGAGUUGAAAGUAAUCUCUAUGUAAUGCGUUUUUACUCCAAGAUCCAACAUCUUGGCAGCUGGACAUUACAAAACUGAGAAUAUAGGAGUGUACGCCAAACGUGCCAGAUCCGUGCAAUGAAUUCUUCCCUGAGCAUGAUUUUUGCCAGACAGAUUAUCAGUUUUAUUUCAUUUACUGCUCUGUCACCACUCUGCAUAGAAUACCCCACUUGUGGAGGAGUUACAACAAGCCAUAUCCCUCCUACUACUUUAAUAUUGCCAAGCAGAGGGGCCUUUAAUUCCUACUAGAAAGUUUUCCUCUUUCUGUCUUGGCAAGAUGGUGGUAACUCCAUGGCAUGAAGUGGAUCUCCUGGUUGUGUCAUCCCAUGAGGAAAGGGCUAUAUUUGUCACUCUGGACACUUGCAAAUGGUUGCAGUUGCAGUUUUGCAGUUGCAAAAUGUGUGCUAUGAUGAAUGCCUUCCUGCAAGAUAGGAUCUAGUUGAAGGGCAAUUAACCUAGAGUCAAAAGAGCCAUUUGCAGAGACCACCUUGGCCACCUUUGGGAUAAAUUGAGUUUUUCUCUGCAGUUUAUGUGGCUAUCAUUUCAGUUCAUGUAGAUGGAUUUGUGGUGUCCUAAAAUGACAGGUCAGGUGACUGUAAGACAUUCAGGACAUGUGGAUAGGCUUCCAGAACUGCUCAUAUUUUCUUGUGUAUCUCUGUCUUGUGUGCUUCCAAGUACUUUGUCAAAUACCAUUUUGCCAUGUAUAAUAUUCACAGUGUGUGUAUGUUGUGUAGUGCAUUGCUCAGACCUCUUAAAAGUAGAUGAUGGCACAGCAGCAUUGCAGUGUAAGUUACUGCAUUGGAUGACUGAGAAGAUGAUGAUUCAGACUUGUAGUUUUUUGUAAGGUUAUAUGUAAGCAUCCCCUAAAUAGCAAAAUAAUUUCCUUUGGGAGUAAAUAAUAACACUGCUGUGAUACUAACAAACAUGAAAAUGAGCUGAAUUCAAUUUUUGGAAAGUAUAAUGUCAGCAUGCUUCAAAAUUUUGUGGAGAUCCUUCUGUGUCCUUCUAGGCUUGAAACUUCAUGUUGAUUGCAGAUAGGACAUAAUCAGUAGACUGUCAGAUAAUAGAAUUAGUAUUUUUUAAGUUGUUUUAUCAUCAUGAAUCAAACAUAAUUAUACAAAGUAAAUGCAAAAUAAAUGCAUAAAUCUUACUUUCACCCAGAGUGUGGCACUGCAUCAAUUACAAAUGCAUCUUCCAUAUGUAUAAGUUGAUUUCUUUGGGUGUGUGUAGAGGUAACAUUAUGUGAAGAAAGCCUGAAUAGUUAGUUUGUGUAAUACACCAAGCUGAUAUGUUGCUUGCAGUUUGAGGUUUUGAUUUUGAGUUACUUCAUUAUUUCUAUCAUGCUUUCUUGAAAGACAAAGAGAAUAAGAUUAAAUAUGUUACAAAUACGCUCUACACUUACUUCUUGCCUGGUUUGUCUUUUUUCCCAAGGCAUCUUGUUACAGAAGUGGCAGAAAAUAGGCAGAGAGUUAAAUUAAUAGCCUGUUUUGCUGAGAAGUAUAAAAUACACUUUAAAAUAAUUCCACUAAUUAUUCUAGGUAUGUUUAAACUAUUUGUUCUUCAGCUUUAAACGAAUGUUCAAAUUACGAUUCAAGACACUGUCUCCCAUAUUGGACAAGUUAGAGACCUGGGUAAUGUCCUUUCUACUUGCUUUUGUCACUUAAAUGAUAAAAAGAAAUUGGAUACUAAGAAUUUCUGUCCUGUCUUGCUUGCAUGUCUGUUUCUGCUGUUUGUCUUUUCAAGAUUUUCAAAUAAAAUUUGUUAAAGUGAGAAAAGAGAAGAAACUGACAGAAAGCCAUUCCGAAGUAGUGGAAAAUACUGAACAAAGGAGUCCCCAUUCAGAUUCCCAGUCUGGAAUGCUUGAAGCCAAUGGAAAUUUUGUCAAGAUGCGGAACACUUCACAGCCUGUGGGAGAAAGUCAUGAAAAUAUGGAUGUGGAAAAGAUGCAGCUUCAGAAAAGUAAUGGAGAUGCCAUCUCUUUGAGUAGAGACAGCUUGGAAACAAAUGAUUCAGUUUUAGCUUCUGGACCUAAUCAAAGUAUCAUGGGAGUUGGAUUGGAUACCUUGGAAGAACAAGAAGAAAAAGAGAACUUCUUUGCCAAGCUAGAACAAGAAGCUUCCUCUACUAUUGAUUUUUCAAGAUUAAAUAAAGAGCUGGAUUCCAAUGAUUCUGUCAUACUAGCACCAUUUAUACGAAAUGAAAAAGCUGAAAAAGAAGAAGAAUCUGCACAUGAAGAGAAAUCUGGUAGCUACAGUGAAGAUUUUGAAGAAGAAACAGAUACUAAUUCUGCCCUUAAAACUGAGGGAGAUCAGGUGAAUCAAAAAGUCGUGUCAGAAGUUGAUUUAAGUCCUCAAGAACAGGAAGAAGCAAACACUGGCAUGCUGGCUAAAGUUGUAUUGCUUGAUUCACAAGAUUCCACUGUAGAACUUCAGAAGGCCAUUGAAACAUCAGAUGUAGCUCCAGGUGAACAUGAUCAGCCUGAAGAAGUCAGUGCAAUUGAAAUAAAUGAAGCAGGUACUUCCUGUGGACAAACCACCAGUGACAUGGAAGCACUACACCAGGCGUAUCAUCACAUUGGUCAGUCUUUGGGAGACACUGAUGAACAGAAGCUGCACAAUUCUGCAGUGGCAGUCUCAGAAGGCUUAGGGCAAAGCAGUUCACAAAAUAAUGACAUCUAUACAAAAAACAUGUCAACUGUUGAUUCAGAUUUACCUACUGUGGAGGAAUUGAUGAAAACAAUUAAAGGACAUAGUAUCAGAAAUUUUGGUGUUGACACUGAAAGUCCUGUGAAACUGGUAGGCAGCACAGAAAAUGACCUCAUUAGCCACUCACCCCUUGAAGACCCCCAGAGUAAUGCAGCUUGGGAGAAAAACUUAGUUGAAAAGUUUAACAGAGAAGAAAACAUCUUUCUACGGAGAAGUGUGAAUGACGAUGCCUUUCAGAGGAUGACUGAGAAAAAAAUUCAGACCAUGGAAGAACAGCCUGAUAUACUAAGAGAAAAAAUAGGACAAGACUCUCUGCUUUCACAGGGAAGCAAAACUAAAAAAGCUCUUCGGUCUUGUUCCUUGAAGAAUGAAAGAUCAGGAUCAAUGACAACCAAACCAAUGUCUUAUAAGAAUAUCAGAAGUCCAGCACCUGUACAUAAAAAGAAACCUUCACAUGGUCCUCAUGGACUGGUUAGAACUUCUGGCUAUGGGAAACCCAGUUUACUUUCAAAGCAGUCUUUUCCAGUUAGUGAAAAAAAAACACCAAAAGAAACUUUCAAAAAUGCCUGUGUGAAAGCCAAAAGUCCUGCAGAUAGAGCAAAAUCUAAAGAAGCCUUAUUUGCUACUAGGAUAAUAAGAUCUGCAACAAAUGAACCGACUUUGGAGGGAAGUAUUAACAGAGUUUUGUCUGGCCAAUCAGUUGUUAGUAAUCUUGGACACCAGGCUGGGGAUUAUAACAGGCAGUAUCAUCAUGACUUACCAUUUUCCCCUUUCAAAAGCUGUGAUAGAGAGCUGUAUUUGUUAAAACGAGUACAAGCAGCAGAGGAGGACCUGAACACAGCUCGGGAUUUGGUUCAACAGCUGGCCAGUAAGCUUUCACAAAAGGAGAAGGAGAUGGAGGUUAAGGUAGUGGAACUGAAAACACAGCACGAGAAGGAGCUUUCCCAUCUGGGUCAAGAAAACUAUGUUCUUCAGAGCAAGCUAAGAAAUAUGGAAGAGAUGGCCCAAGAAAAGAGGUCAACCCAUGCAGCAACAAUUCCUGUAACUGAGGAAAAACUGGCACAAAUACAAAAAGAGAUUGAAGAUCAAGAGGUCAUUAUUCAAGGUUAUCAACAGGAAAAUGAGAGGUUAUACAAACAAAUGAAAGAGCUACAAAUCCAAAAUAAAAAAAACGAAGAACGAAUGUUUAAGGAGAAUCAGUGCAUAAAGUCUGAAUUAAUACACUUAAGAGAAAAGCUAGAGAAGACCAGUAACCAGUCACGAAUCAUGCAGGAUUCUGAGUCAGCCAGAAAUCAGAGUUUCACAGAAUUGAUUUCAGAGCUUCGAGCAGCACAGAAAGAAGAAGCUAAAUUACAAGAAGAGAUAAGACGUCUAAAACAAGAUAAACAAGCUCUUGAGGUAGACUUGGUACAAGCCAAGAAAGAGAGAGAUUUAGCAAAAGUCCAGAUUGCAUCUGCAUCAAGUGAGAAGUCUUAUGAAUUUAAAGUUAUGGAAGAGUCAUACAAACAGGAAAUUACUAAUUUAAAAAAAAGACUUCAGUGGUAUGCAGAAAAUCAAGAUCUUCUGGAUAAAGAUGCGGCCUGUCUUAAAGAUGCAAGAGAAGAAGUUGAAAAACUAAGACUAGAGGUUGAGAAGCUCAGAGCUGAAGCAGGAGAUCAGUGUGUGCAACAGAAGAAACGUUUGCGAGACAGAGCAGCAGAUGCUAAAAGAAUUCAGGAUCUUGAGCGACAGAUCAGAGAAAUGGAAGGAAUUCUAAAAAGAAGGUAUCCAAAUUCCUUGCCUGCUUUGAUUUUUGCUGCUGCUGCUGCUGAGAAAACAAAUGAUCUUUCAGCUAAAACAAACACAGUUGAAUUUUUGGAGAGAAGAAUAAAGAAAUUAGAAACAGAACUUGAAGGUAAAGAUGAUGAAGCUAAGAAAAGCCUCCGUGCCAUGGAACAACAGUUUCAAAAAAUAAAGAUACAGUAUGAACAAAGACUUGCAGAGCUUGAGCAGCUGCUUGCCUACGAAUUUAUGAAUGAAACACCAAAACUGAAUGGUGAUAAAGCCACUUCAGCAGAACUUGAACAGGAGCUUCAGAAUUUAAAGAAAACCCAUCAGAUCACUGUUGGAAACCUCCAAACAGAAAUUGAAAAUCUUAAAAGUCAAAAUUCCCAAUUAAAACUCAUAAGUAGAAAUGAUAAUAAAGACUUAGAGUCCAUGGACUCUAAGAUGAAACAAGGUAACACAAAAGACAGGUUGUUAAAACUAAAUGAAGAACUGGUCACUAAAAACAGAGAAAUACAAGACCUCACAAAAACGGUAGAGAAACUUCAAAAAGAAAGGAUGGUGAUGUUGUCUGAUAAUAAUUUGAGAAAUAAAACAAACACUUAUGGAAACUCUACAGAAGUCUCAAAAAAGAAUACCUCAGCAACAGAUAGAAGGAAUUCCAACACUGAACCCUGUCUAAGCAUUUUCAAUGAUGACAAAGUACACCAACCAGAUACCUUUUCUGAUUCUCAUCUCUCGGAAGUUCUGCAAGAAAAUGCACAUCUGAAAGAGGAGCUGGAGAGAUUGUCCCUAGAAAUGAGCCAGCAGCGGGUGAAGUCUCAAGCAGCGCUGGCUUAUUCUGAAAGUAACAUUCGAAGGAUGCAGGAAGACACAGCAGAAUACAUUGCAUCUCUGAAAGCUUCCCACCAGAGGGAAGUCGAGAAGAUUGUUUGCCAGCAUGCAAAGGAACAUUCUACUUCUAAAGUAGCUGAACUAAAGAACAGAAUUUCAACACAGGAGAUAUUAAUAAAACAUCUUCAAGAACAACUUGGUGAACAAGAGAGACGUCAAGAAGCUCUUCUAGUUUCACAGAUAAGAGAGCAGCUCCUACAAAAAGAGGUGACAAAAUUGUUGGAAGAACUGAGAGAGGCUAGGGAGAGCCAGAGUCCUGAAAUGAAACAUUUCUUGUGCCUGGAAAAGAAAAUCAAGCAUAUAGAGAGCAGACAUGCAGAAAGAGAGCAUGAAAUUCAAAAGGCAACCCAACUAACACAGCACAUUUCUGAGGUAAGGCAAACCCAGGAGGUUGAGAGGUGGCGAAGGCUGGCACAGCAGAAGAACCAGGAACUGGAGAAAUUUCGAAUGGAAUUGGAUUCAAUACUAGAUGUUUUACGUGAACUGCAGAAACAAGGGGUUAUUAUUCCUGCACCUGAUUCCAGUGGAUUCGGAGUGACAGCUGUUGGAAGGCCUGAGUAGGUAGUAGUUAAGUACAGCAGCAGAAUUUUAAUAUUCUAAGUUAUGUAUAAAAAAUGUUAUCGAAAAUCAUUAUUGUAAUGUGUAUAAAUCACACUGCAUUCUGAUCUUCUCUGAAAUAUCUCAUGUCCAGAGGCAGAUUUACAUUGAGCAAUACUCUAGUCAUAUUGUAUGUCUUCUAUUUUAUUAGUAAUAAAUUUGUGUAUUUUUUUAAUAGGAGUAGUGAGGUUAUUCCAUAAAUUCAACUACCACUGAAAAAGUUCUUCUUUCACAGACUUUAGAAUAUGCCUGAAUAUUUUUAACUUUGAUUUCUAACCUGGCUUAUAGUGAUUCCCUUGCAAAAAAUUUGAGUAGUAAGCUGUUUGGUUUGUAUGUUUAGUUUAUAGGAUAAAUGCAUUUCAUUCCAUAGUGCAGGAAAAGUGUCUUUUUCCAAUAUUUGCUUGUCUCCCUCCAGUUCAUAUAAUAUUCAUUCACUUAUCUUUAAGACCUCUUUCCACUUUAAUGAAUUAUUGGAGGGCUGGAGCAGGGCAGGCAUUCCCUGCUGGUGCUUAGAUUCAAGCUGUUCUUUGUUUCCUUUUCACAUAAUUCCUUUUGUGCUGGUAAUGAUGGCAGAGUGGGUCUAGCUGAAUUCUUACAGGGCAGAUACAGAAAAAAACCUAUAAAAUACAGUGUGAGAGUAGUUAUUGGUGUCCCUUUUUAAAGGGAAGUCUGUACUGAUAAGGUUUUUACAAUGGGCUGUUCAGGAUCUGACAUAGUAAGCACCUCUGUAGGUGAUCUUGACAGAGACCAGUCAGAUGUAAUUACGGUGUGCUAAAGCUCAGACUUGAGGGAUGUGUAGGUGGGGAAAUGUAAAGUUAAAAUAUUGAGCAAGUUAGGAAAGGGACCAGGGAAACAAAAACAAAAUGAAAACAAAACAAGACCACACCACCAAAAACAAAAAACCAGAACCACCACCCAGCCAAAAGCCAGACCAAAAUACCAAACGUGGAGGUAACUUUCUGCUGAGCUGACAGGCAUCAUGGCAGGUAACACACUGAAUGUUGGAGGCUGUUGCCUUCUCCCUCUCCUCAGGCCUAGUUACACACCUAUGCUGUAGAGCAGGUACAUAGGAGCAAUUCCUACUGUAGCACAUAAAUGAACCUUAGAGUGCUACGCUUUUAGGCUCUUCUUUGAAGAAAGAGAUGGACCCAGUGGAGGGAAAGAAGAAUCAUCACUCCAGGAAAUAUAUAUAUAUAGUAAUUAAAAAAGGAUGGACAUUGCCAAUUAAUAUGGUAAGCUUGGUUGGUCCAUGUCCAGGUAUUUUCAGUAUUUCUAUUCUGUCCCCAUCUAAAAAAGUAUUAGUCUUUAUUCAUAAAACGUGUAAAUAUAAAAAUGCUUUGUGUAUAAAGUAUCAGCUAUGCGUAAAUAUUAUGCAUUUUCUUGAUUUGGAUCUGUUCUGGAAAUGAAAAAGAUAAAAACUGAAUCAUUUCAACUAAUUUAUUUCCUGUACAAUUUUCUAUUUAUGUAACCCUGUAUUAAAAGUGUGUGACCUGAA